This is a messenger RNA of Bipolaris victoriae FI3, 1248 nucleotides long. RefSeq lists its product as hypothetical. Gene Ontology annotation, biological process: formation of translation preinitiation complex; formation of cytoplasmic translation initiation complex; translational initiation. The transcript has a single exon. Gene Ontology annotation, molecular function: eukaryotic initiation factor eIF2 binding; GDP-dissociation inhibitor activity; translation initiation factor activity. Gene Ontology annotation, cellular component: cytosol. The record is from RefSeq and is a predicted model, not a curated record. NCBI's taxonomy places the organism in Eukaryota, Fungi, Ascomycota, Dothideomycetes, Pleosporales, Pleosporaceae. The coding region runs from base 1 to 1248 and encodes 415 amino acids.
AUGGCCACCGUCAACAUUCGCCGCGAUGUCACCGACCCCUUCUACCGCUACAAGAUGGAGCGUAUCCAAUCCAAGAUUGAGGGCAAGGGUAACGGCAUCAAGACUGUCAUUGUCAACCUGACCAGCGUCGCUGGCUCGCUCGCCCGUCCCCCUGCUCACGUCAUCAAGUACUUUGGUUUCGAACUUGGAGCCCAGACAAACACUAGCCCCAACGACGACCGCUGGAUCAUCAACGGCGCCCACGACGCCAGCAAGCUGCAGGACUACCUUGACGGCUUCAUCUCCAAGUUCGUCCUCUGCAAGAAAUGCAAGAACCCCGAAACCGAUGUCCACAUCAAGGAUGGCAACAUCACGCUCGACUGCAAGGCGUGCGGAAAGAUUUCCGAAGUUGACCCUCGUCUCAAGCUUAGCUCUUUCAUUCUCAAGAACGAGCCCAAGAAGGGCAAGAAGGACAAGUCUAGCAAGAAGGCUGAGCGCCGUGCCCGCAAGGAGGCCGAGGCUCGUGGCGAGGCUGGCUCGCCCGACAACGGCAGUCCCGGUGACAGCGCAGAGGAGAAUGGCGACGACGGCGACCUUGCCCUCGAGGCUGGCAGUGAUGACGAGCUCACUCGCCAGAUCAACGAGGGCGCCAAGGAGAUUGAGGAGGAGGAUGCCAAGGAGGUCGAGUGGUCCAUUGACACAUCUGAGGCGGCCAUCAGGGCCCGUGCCCAGGAUCUCCCCGACGACCUCAAGCGUGCUCUUGUCAUUGAGGAGGACGAAGAGGGUGGCUCCAACUACGACACUUUUGGCAAGUGGAUCAUCGACACGGGCGCAGAGAAGGGCGGCGUAGAGAAUCUCGACAACGUCGACAUCUACAUCAAGGCCAAGGAACUCGGUAUCGAGACCAAGCACCGCACCCUUACUGUCAUCCCCCAGACUCUGUUCACGGAGAAGAUUGUCAAGCAGAUUGACGCCCGUGCUCCGAUGCUCAAGAAGAUGAUCACGUCUGACAAGCACGAGAAGGCUUUCCUUGGCGGUAUCGAGCGCUUUGUGGGCAUUGAAAAGCCUGAGCUCAUCCCACAGGUAUCUGCCAUCCUGCUCAAGGUGUACGAGAACGACCUCGUGUCUGAGGAGCAGCUUCAGACUUGGUGCUCCAAGGCCAGCAAGAGGUAUGUUGACCUCAAGGUCAGCAAGACUGUUCGUAAGUCGGCCGAGCAGUUCAAGAAUUGGCUUGAGCAGGAAGAGAGUGAGGAGGAGGACUCUGACUAG